UCCGGUCAUCGGGUCGCUCUUGUGCGGUCCAGCACUGUGUCACACGUCACAAUGGGGUGCAACAUGUGUGUGGUCCAAAAGCCUGAAGAACAAUACAGGGUCAUGUUCCAGUUGAACAGAAAGGAGUUGUCCCGACUAUCUGGUGAUCCCACACUGGACAUGAGGGACCCCGUACUGUCCAACAUACUACGGGGUCGCAGGGCCCGCAGACGCGCAGGCUCCACGGGGCCUCCCGCUAGCGUGGCACCUCUGACCAUGGGGAUGGCCGACUGCGUGGACAGCUGCACCCAAACGGACAUCAGCUUCCAACAUAUGUUGACCACGGGCAAGAGCAAGCAGUCACCGCCCAAGCCUCCGCCUUCGCCGCCUCUGCCGGCGCUCCUGGAGCCUUAUCUGCUCAAUGAGCUUUUCCUAGAGCCCGUGUACUACGACCCCUCCGACUACUUUGACGUCUCUCAGCAUGACGUCGACAGGCAGGAUGAGCUGGAAUAUGAGGAGGUGGAGCUCUACAAAUCCCGUCACCAGGAUAAACUUGGGCUAACCGUGUGUUACAGAACCGACGAUGAGGAGGAUCUCGGGAUAUACGUUGGCGAGGUGAACCCAAACAGUAUUGCUGCAAUGGACGGCCGUAUCCGCAAGGGGGACAGAAUAUUGCAGAUCAACGGAGUGGACAUCCGAGACAGAGAGGAGGCGGUUGCUAUUCUGACCAGAGAAGACAGCACGAAUGUCUCCUUGCUCCUCGCACGACCUGAGAUAGAGAAUGACAACCAGGUGGUUCCAGACACAGGGCAGUUGGAGCCACUGGACAACGCCGUCCACCUGUUGGCCAGUCACAGAAGCAACACCGGAAACUGCGUAGAUACCUCCGCCCCAGCUUCUGGGUGCCAGGAUGGCUUCCCGAACCGGGAUUCGCCCGAUUUGCUGCAGACCGUGCUGAGCAACAGUCAGGAGCUGGACAGCGGAGUGGGCCGCACGGACGAAAGCACGCGCUACGAGGAGUCCUCGGAGCACGACCUCCUGGGAGACGACCACACCAGCGCCUCCAAUACCAACACCACCAACACGCCCGGAAGCUUGCGCAAGUUUUCCUCCACCCGAAGCGACACGUCGCCACUACUGCACUCCCACGACCUCCAGUAUAGCGCCGACUCCCUUUUGGGCCUGGACUGCAUCGGCGGUGCACCGCCGGAGUCGCUGGAGGCUAGCGACAGGGCCUACACAUGUGACCCGGUGAGAACGAUGAUGCCGGGGCUGACGGAGGAAGAGUGCGAGCGAUACAAGGAGCUGCUGGAGAUCAAGUGUUACUUCGAGAGGAGCGCAUGCGGUGAGGAAGAAGGCGUCUCGCUGGACGAGAACAAGAACGAGAGCUUAACUCGGCACGAGAUGGCGCUAUUAGAGGAGGAGUUGCGGCACCUGGAGUUCAAGUGUCGCAACAUCCUGCGGGCGCAGAAGAUGCAACAGCUGAGGGAGCGCUGCCUCAAAGCUUGGCCUCUGGAGGAGAAAGCGGCCAGCCGUUGCUCGCUUGGCGACGAGUCCCGGCACCAGGCCCUGUCUGACAUCAACGAGCUUCCCGAGAGGGAGCGCUCCGAUAAGGACAGCACCAGCGCCUACAACACCGGAGGGGAAAGCUGCAUGAGUACCCCGCUAGUCAAUGAGAAGCACCCUUACGCUGACAGCCCAGAAGGUGGAGAAGCUCAACAGGAGAAGAGCUUCCCCUCAAGGCAGAGGGAGAGGGCAACCCGAAAUGGAGGGGCCGGGGUCCAAGUGAACCUCAACCAAGCCGGGAGAGGAUCCAACCCGGGAGCCCGGAGAGGUUCCGACGGAGGGCUGAGACGCAACUGCAAAACCAAUCCUGCCAGCGGGAGGCCCGGCGGCCGCAGUGCCGAGAACAGUCCUUACAUGUCUCGCCGUCACGCCCAAACCAAGUUGGCCGCGCACUACCUGAGCUGCAUGGCAGCUGGGCUCUCCAUCAACCUCCGAAGUCCCCGAGAGGCCGGCGCCGACCCUAGAGGUGGAGACGUCAGCCCCAUGAGUCUGGGGAGCACUUGUAAAGACGUGGGCCAAAGUGAAGCCGCCGGGCUCUUGUCCCCGCGGAUGGAAUGGAAAGUGAAGAUUCGAAGCGACGUGGUCACGCUACGUGGCCAAAGGCCCGUGAGAGACCGCCUCCUGAAGGCGCUGGGCCAUAAGAUCCGAGAAGAACGCAGCGGUAUGACCACAGAUGACGACGCGGUGAGCGAGAUGAAGAUGGGCCGCUAUUGGAGCAAAGAGGAGCGCAAGCAGCAGCUGCAAAAGGCCCGAGAGCAGCGGCGGCGCCGGGAGAUGAUGAUGCAAAGCCGCCACGACUUCCUGAGGGAGCGGGAGCAGGGCUGCGGGUCUCCCGGGGACGGGGGACGCCGUGCGCCCAGCAGAACCCACUUCCAUCCUGGAAGCUGUUGCCACCGCAAGAGCAUGAAGAAGCGGUCGCAGAUUCUGGACAACUGGAUCACCAUCCAGGAACUGCUGACCCAUGGGAGCCGCUCUGCGGAUGGAUCCAAAGUUUACAACCCGCUGCUGUCCGUCACCACGGUCUGAGCGGGACAAUGUGUUGGAUGAGGACAUGCCCCCUUUUACACUGCCCUGUUGCCAGCCAGAGGGAGCAGUGCACACACCUCUGACUUACACGGACUCACAGAAUAGUAAGGUCUACCCGUAAAGGCUAGCGUGAAUUUUAUUUCCGCUUUUAGAUUUAACUUUCACCACGAAAGCCAAAUACCUGUAGGUUUUUCAUAGUAGCAGCAUUAAUAGAAAAGAUAGGCAUGUAAAAAAAAAAAAAAAAAAGGAUUGGAUAAGGACCUGUCCAGCUGGAAUAAUAAUUCAUAAAUAAUUGAUCAUAGCAAUGAGUUUUUUUAAGUGAUAGUGUGUAGAAUGUUUUAUUUUUUAGUGUUCAUUGAUUGUAAAAUAAAUGGUGCAACAGUUUUUGGACAUCAACAUAAAGUACCUUUUGAAAAAAAAAAUCUAGAAUUGUAGGUCCGCUAACCUCUGAUUAAUUCCAUGGAUGUGCGUCGCCAUAGAGUAGCUGACACGUUCUCUCCGCCAUCUUACUGCUAUGGAGAACCAAAGGGGACAAUCAUGUGAUCACAGAUCAAUGAGUACAACAUGUGUAAAAACAGCAAUGCACUCACCUUGUCACGUGAGGGAACACUAGAAGUCGUUUGACGACAUUUCGCUGACACCUCUGCUGAGGAAAUUGGCGGUAGGUUGCGACGUGGGGUCUCUGAGGCACCGCUUCAUCGUGCACAUGCUUCAAAUUAAGAUCCUUGCAUUCUAUUAGUUCACCACUAGAUGGCAGUAAAUUCUGCACACUGUCCCUUUAAUGCUAAAAUGUUUUACAAUGA
Syngnathus acus (greater pipefish) is the source of this 3374-nucleotide messenger RNA. RefSeq names its product PDZ domain-containing protein 4-like. Lineage: Eukaryota; Metazoa; Chordata; Actinopteri; Syngnathiformes; Syngnathidae. Gene Ontology annotation, molecular function: protein binding. The record is from RefSeq and is a predicted model, not a curated record.